AUUAUAACACGGCCGGGACAGUCUUAACAGGUGUCCGUCGCUGAGCAGUCGCAUUCAAAUCGGAUUCGCGUAAGACGACGACGACGUGGACUACGAUCGCGCGCGCAAACAAAACACUUUUUAAUAUCGUAUACGACAUCGUAUUGCUGUGGUCCGACUGCAGCAGACGAUACGAUCGAUACAACGAUAAUAUACAAUAUCAAUAUUAAUAGAAAUUGAUAUACAUUGUUUGCGCCGCGCGUAAUAUCGCAAGUCGAUCGUGUACGCCGAACCUAUCGUCGUGUGAGCGUGGACACCGUUGCGUAGUGACCGGAAAAUUGUUGAAACGCGGGUAUCGUUGUUGUCGGGUUUCUACACGGCCGAUUUUCCAAGUCGCGAGUGCGCUGACCGCGCAGCCCCCCGAGCGAAAUCGCGUCGUGCGCCCCCCCUGCAGUACGAGCCACCCUCGUGGUACACACCGUAAUUGUAUUAUAGUUUGAAGUCGUUCCAGAAGACCGUAAUCAUGAUCGAUUCCGCUUCGGCAGACUGUUGCGUUUUCGCCAAAGAGUCUCUGUCCGUAGACGGGUACAUGGGGUCAUCGCCGUCCGUAGUGCACCAGAGGACCAACAGCCACUUAAAGGAUCAUAAAGAAUUCCUAAAGAAAUCAAAAGAUUCGUUGUUGUCGAGGAGUCCAAAGGAAUUAUCGUUACUGCAAUUCCAUGAAGUUGAACCGCAUUUACAAUCCAAUCCAUACAUUACAUCCGGCUAUAGAGCAAGUUUAUCGACUAAAAUGUGCAUAGAAAGCGCUUUUUGGCUGACCAAUGAAACCAUAAAUAUUUGGUCACAUGUGUUUGGUUGGAUGUUGUUUUUCGGUUUAACAAUUUAUGACUUGUUUUUAUUGAAUAUUCACGCUUCACCGUUUGAUAAGCUUGUUGUGGGUCUACUACUUGGAUGUUUUCAGAUUAGCAUGGCAUCAUCGACUAUGUACCACACGUUUUCAUGCAAAUCCGAGAAGCAUUUCAACUGUUUUUUAUCAUUUGACUUGUUCGGCAUAGCAUUAAGCUUGUUGGGUAUCUACUUAUCAGGAAUUUAUUACGCUUUUUGGUGUCAUCCAGUACAUCGAAUGUUUUACUUGUCUACUGUAUUCUUUAUAUUUGUAUCUGUCAUGGCAUUGCAAAUACCAAAAUUGAAAGCAAGUGAUAAUUUGAAAAUGAUCUCAUUUGUGUGUUGGGCAGCAUACGGAGUGAUACCGACGUGUCACUGGGUUGCCAUCAUGGGUGGAUGGGAAAAUCCAAUAGUGGCCAAAUUGUUAUCAAGAAUUUUAAAUAUGUAUCUAAUUUCCGGAUUAGCGUUUCUAAUUUACGUUACUAGAACGCCAGAACGAUUUUUCAAAGGUAAAUUAGAUUACAUAGGAUCAUCACACCAGUGGUGGCAUUUUCUGGUCGUGAUAGCGUUGUAUUACUGGCAUAAUACUGGCAUUUUGUAUAUCGAGUACAGAAUGAACCACGGAUGUGCCAACGACUUACGACUAUAACAUUGAUUUGCUCAAAGUGUACACUCUUAUUUUAUAAUUAAAUUAUUUUUAAUAUUAAGUAUAUCAUAUAGUCUGUUUGUUAUUUUACGAUUCGUCGACGAUUUUCUGUAAAAUAUUUCUUAUACUAUAUAAAAUUAAAAUUCUUAUAUGUACAUAAAAAAUUAUUUUAGUAUAAUAAAAUGGAAUCGAUUGAAUACACAA
Molecule: messenger RNA, 1714 nt
Organism: Aphis gossypii (cotton aphid)
Lineage: Eukaryota; Metazoa; Arthropoda; Insecta; Hemiptera; Aphididae
Product: progestin and adipoQ receptor family member 3-like
Exons: 7
Coding region: 503-1513 (336 amino acids)
Cellular component (GO): membrane
Molecular function (GO): signaling receptor activity
Source: RefSeq, a predicted model, not a curated record